AUGACAUGACGGUCUGUAUUUUCUCUCGCUGAAGUUGCCGACCUACUUUCAACACCCCCCCACCCCCCACCUCCCUUGAACGUCAAAGAAGCGUUGAGAAGUAACGAUCGAGUGGUUUUACUUUUGGAAGGGCAAAAAAACUACAUUUGCAUAAUUAGGUAAAACCCCAACGUGUGAUUUGGCUGGAUACUUAGUUCAUUAGAACACAAAGCUAUGAAUUGGAACCGAAUGACCGCUGCCCUUCGCAGAGCAAAUUGGAGAAUACUUUAAUUCACCACGAAAAAGAAGCUGCGUUGAGAGUGAUCUUAACACAUGACCGAGUCUUCGUAUGGUAAGCCAGUCCCCUCUUGUCGGAAAAACUGUUUCUCCUCUUAUACAUCAACCGUAAAGAAACAAUCAAAGAUGUCUUUCCACGUGAAAGCGUCUGCACUCGGACUAACUCAGAGCUCGUCAACAGCGAACGGACGCGAUCAGCAAUAUAUCUCAGGAGAGACAUGUCCCUGCCCGGUGGCCAUCGAGCUCAGCACCGCCGUAUCCGUGUCCCUGGGCUUGGAUUCGGUUCCACAGCCCAACGACCUGAAUAAUUGCUCCAAGAACGCCUUCGCAGAAAGCGUCCCGUCUGCCGCCGCCAACAGCAUACAAAGUGCGUCUGAGUUCGGACCAGGGGUGAGCGUGUCCCCCGAAGUGAUCAGGGGGCAGCCGAAAGACCCGGAGGAGAUGGAGCAGGGCGCAUUCGAUCAGGUGUCUGAUGACAUGUAUCAGGGCAGCUGUAUGGGUCUGCUCGGAUCCAGUCAAGGGGACUACGCGCUGCCCGAGACGCGUGCUCAUCCCGCGAUAGCACGAUAUGUCGUCAAGGAGUCCAACUUGUUCAUCAUGAACGCUGUGGACGAGCCGUCCGCUCUACCCAGACAGGACGAAUUGCUGCACGUGAAGACUUCGACUCAAACGGCGACCCCGCCACUUUUCAGGGACACACCGGGGAUGUGGUGCGUCGGUUCGCAUGUACUAUACAGCGAUCGGACCGAGCCGGAGAGAAGUAGAUUGUGCGGACAUAAUUUGUCCUGCAAAUACUGUAACUAUGGGCAACCCUCAUUUGGACCGAGGCAACCCUGCUAUUGUGCCCCCUCCAGCGACGGCAACCGAGAUGCAAACAGUGGUUUACAGACAGUGAUGGCUCAGGGGUACGGCCAGGUGGAAAGUUACCAAACUGCGGUUCCACAAGGCCUGGGACAAUACUCCAACAUCAAGACCGAAUCUCCCAGCUGGGUUGAAUACAGAGAUCCAAGUUUCAGAUAUGACGAUAUGUUCCCAGGAAUGAGCGUGUACCUGUCAGACCGUAGAGUGUGUCAAGUAUGUGGAGACGACGCCUCAGGUUGUCAUUACGGGGCCGUCACCUGCGGAAGCUGCAAGGUGUUCUUCAAGAGGGCUGCAGCAGGUAAACAGAACCACCUCUGUGCCAGCCGCAAUGACUGCACCAUCGACAAACUGAGGCGAAAGAACUGUGCCUCGUGCCGCUUAAAGAGAUGCUUCAUGUCUGGCAUGAGCCUCAAAGGUCGGAGGCUAAAGGUUGCCACUCAAACGCGAAGCAGGGAUGAAGACAUGCCUCAGGCGUCUGGGAGUGAUCGAGUGUUCGAAGCCAGUAGGAUUGCCCCCACAAGCCACGCAGCCUGCUCCCAGAGCCUGGACCCGGGUCCCUCUCCAAGCCUGCACUCGUGCCUCUCCCUGCUCAGCCAGCUGCAGGCCAUUGAACCCAUGGUGGUCAAUGCGGGCCAUGACCCCAUGCUGCCUGACAGCCCCAGCUCCCUUCUGACCAGCCUCAACGAGCUGGGAGAGAGGCAGCUGGUCACGGUGGUGCACUGGGCCAAAGCCAUACCAGGUUUCCGCGACCUGCACGUCGACGACCAGAUGUUCGUGAUCCAGUCUUCGUGGAUGGGGGUGAUGGUAUUUGCCCUGGGAUGGAGGUCUUACACACUCACUAAUGGCUCCAUGCUGUACUUUGCUCCAGACCUGAUCUUUGAUGAGCAGCGGAUGCAGGUGUCCAGCAUGUACGAACACUGUGUGAGGAUGCAGCUCUUGUCCCAGCGGUUCAGCAUGCUGCGGGUCACCCAGGAGGAGUACCUCUGCAUGAAGGCCCUGCUCCUCUUCAGCAUCAUCCCGGUGGAGGGCCUGAAGAACCAGCAGGGCUUCGACAAGCUGCGCACCUCCUACAUCAACGAGCUGGAGCGCCUGGCCAGCCACCACGGCGAGACCACCCGCACCCAGAGACUGUUUCAGCUCACCCAGCUGCUGGACUAUCUGCACCCGAUCAUCAGGAAGCUCCACCAGUUCACCUACGAUCUCUUCGUGCAAGCGCAGUCGCUGCAGAACCGCGUCUGCUUCCCCGAGAUGAUCUCGGAGAUCGUGAGCGUCCACGUGCCGAAGAUCCUCACCGGCAUGGUCAAGCCCAUUCUUUUCCAUAAGGCAGGCUAGGACCCUUUGCCGUCCUUCCCAAGCCUCACGCUUCAAGCUUUCAACCACGGCUCACACAAGCUCUGGGACUGCUGUCCAUAAAUCCAUCCAUUCAGAAUAAAUGUAGUAAGGGGUUUAAAAAAAACUGUUACUUACAUUUUUUUAAUCACAAGAUGAAAAAGGCCUUCAUGGUGUUGUAAUGAGAGUGAACAACAUAUAACCAUGUGCUAUGGGUGGUCCAUAAGACACAAAUAAUCAAACUGAUACAUGCUCUUAAUUACUUUCGCUACCUAUUCAUUCAUACACACAUGAAAGGGUAUCUAAAACAAAACACUGACAAUAAUAUGGUAGGUCUACAAUAAGAAGCAGGACUCUUUUGCGCACAUUCCACCUUUAUCUGUCUAAUUUAUGUUCCUCUGUUUGCAACAGGCAUACAGCAUUUUCUUCUUGAUAUUGAUCAACAGCAUUGGAGAAAAUAAAUGCAUUAGGCCAUUGAAAACAUAGUGCUCAAGAUGGGUUCGGGUGAACAGAGCUUGUCAUAAAUAUGCAUGCUGAAAAUAUGUUUCAUGCAAGCCAAGUACGACGCAUCGUAGGCUACUUUCUUAGAACUCAUAUUUUGAAAAUGAUUGUACAGGAAUGACUGCUGUCGGCCAAAUAUCGAUUCUUACGCAAGAACAGAACUUCUUAAUUCAUUAAUCUCCCUGAGCAAUAUCGAUGCAGAAGGGUUUUCAUGUGUCAAGCUGACUGACUGUUACAAAAUACUGUCGAUAAUCUAUUUGUAAUUUUAUCAUGACAAAAGAAAAAAAAAAACGCUAAUUCACUUUAUCCCAAUGUCGUAUAUAAUGACUUGGAGGAGCGGGGGGGCGGGGAUUAUUGGUUUGCAAUCUUUGUUUAGUAGGCUACUGCUUGUGGUAUUUUCUGUGUCAUUGCCAACUACACGCGCCUUGCCCUUAAUGUGAAUGGACAUUUUUGUCACGGUUUUAAUUUUUCUACAUUUUCACAAAAGUGUUACUAACCCGUGCUAUAUUCAGUCUACUCUUGCCAUUGUUGCAACUGCUGGUGGACGACUGGACUUCACCGGACGCCUAGAGACGGCGAAAUGGUUCCGAUUAUGUACAGCUUUAUGUUCUACCAAGAUGUGAUGCAUGAGUGUUAAUUGUCCAUAGAGGCGGAGCGAGAAUUUUCCAAAAUUCUUCGCAGAUCUUUUGAAUGCUUUCUAGUGUCAAUACAGUCAAUAUCCACGAACCCUGUCUCUUUUAAUGUAUUUCGGAUGUAUAAGUGAUGGCUUUAAACACUCCUCCAUCGACGUAUAAAUAAGAACUGAAAACAUGAAAUAGGAGGCCCGGGCCGGCCACGACCUCAGAGGAGGACGGCCGAGCUCUCUGAGUGGCCAACGACGUGCGUCGCGUCGUAGGUCGCAUUGGUCGCGUCGUAGGUCGCAUUGGUCGCGUCGUAGGUCGCAUUGGUCGCGACGUAGGUCGCUCGUCUGGCUGCUUUCAGUCGCUGUGGUCGCUGGCUGGCUUGGUCGCUCAAAAUCUAUGGGCGGUCGUUUAUCAGCUAAUUUGCAUGUUAAGGUAACUUAACAGGUUUUUUGAGACAGUUGAAGUACCAGAAAGCCAUGCUCUCUGGCGAAAGCUUCCUAUAGCUCUUUAUUGCAAAUAUUAUUUUUAUAUUUUUAUAUUGAAGUAGGCCUACAGUUUAAAAUGAUGAAAUCGUUUGUCUAUCAGUGUCAAUAAAAUAUAUUAGUUGUAAUUUGGGGCGGAUUCAAAUAAUGUAUUUUUAGAUAUUAUAUAACCUAUUUAUUUUGUUAAAUGACAGUAAGCCUAAUGAGGUAUAUUAUACACAAAGUUCUUCGUUAUAGAGUGAUAUAUUAGUUGUAAUUUGGGGAGUAUUCAAAUAAUGUAUUUUAUAUAUUAUAUAUAGCCUAUUUGUUUUGUUAAAUGUCAUUAAGCCUAAUAAGGUAUGUUAUGCACAAAGUUCUUCGUUGUAGAGUGAUAUAGGUUAAUAUAAGUGCAAUAUGUAGAAGAAUUUGUCACAGUGGUUCAAGCGGUAGUGACGCCUGGUUAGUAAUCAAGAAGGCGGUUCUUCGAUUCUCUCCGGGGUCAGAUAAAUUUCUGCUCUUUUAGUCAAACUUACUGACGCAAUCGGCCUCUUUCAUUUGAACAUUUUUGUAUGAUUUAGUACGAUGGUAUGAUAAUUAUACGGCGUAAUGACGGGCUGCGACGCCUGGCUGGUAUCGGCUGGCUGGCUGCGACGACAGGCCCGGCUGUCUGCCGCUGGCCACUGGCCGCUGGCUGCGGCUGGCAGCUGGCUCUGGCAGGCUGACCGACUAGGUCGCGACCAUAAAAGCGUCGCGACCCUUUUGGCGGCAAAUAGGUCGCAACCAACCAGAGGUAUGGCUGAAUGAGCGACCUGUGGCAGCCAGCCAUUGUCACCAUGGCUGCUACCAUAACAAAAAGCCUAUAUGUUAUCAGUUAACAUCUCAUUGAACAGAAUAAAUACACGUGCGUCAGUAGUAUAAUAAAAACGUGCAUACAAUAAUAGGCCUAUUGGUCUAUCCAUCUAUAUUUAAUUAAUUUUAAAUUAACUUUGCAAUACAGUGAUGUGUACACAUUUAUAUUGAUUAUAUUGUAUAGCCUAUUGAUUUGUUAAAUGUCAAAGACUAAUAAAAUAUCCUAUGAAGAAAGUUAUAGUGUAAUAUACAACACUGUCGAAAUGUAUCGAAUAAAAUAUAGGGGGUAACACCAGGGACGCGGGAAGUCAGUCCCAGGGGGGGUUGCUGAGAGAGAGUCUAUAUAAUGACGUCAUAAUAAAUGCUGCGCAACAUCCAUUGUUUACAGAGACGAGAUGACGGGUGACGUCACAUUCAGGGCUCCACUCUGAUAAACACUCUACUGGUGUGUAAAAAUAGUUCUGCCAACUAGCCACUGUUAUUCACAAACCUUAGCAAGUAAACAUUGUGGAAAUUAUGCCUGCUAACCCACUGGAGACCGAGGCUCAAUUUCUGUGGAAAACACAAUAUCUUUAAUUUUAAACGUAACGCUAUCAUGUCAUAUAUAACCACAGACAUUUUUAAGUUAUAAAUCUCAGUGGGAAGUGGAGAGAGCUGUGAGCGCAGGUGACCGGGGUUCAAGUCCGGUUGAUGUCGUCUGUUUCGGUUCGGAUCUCUGCAAAAACGUAGACACUGUAGUUUUUUAUUGGUCAACAUGGAAAGAACAUAAGAGUAACACUGUCGAUAUUUAUCAAAUAAAACAUAGGGGGUAACACUGUUGUUUUUUAUUGGUCGUCAUGAAAAAAAACAUAAGGGGUAACACUGUUGUUUUUUAUUGGCCAUCAUGAAAAAAAACAUGAUCAUCAUAUAUAACCUCAGACAUAAUUAAAAUACUAAUCUCAGUGGGAAGUGGAGUGAGCUGUGAGCUUUCCUCCUGGAGACCGGGGUUCAAGUCCGGUUCAUGUCAUCUGUUGGAAGACUCAUAUCUCUAUUUCAUGCGAAUUAUAAAGUCAAGCAUAACCUUUGUGUUGUCUAUAUUCGGUGUCUUGAUGGUGCAUUAAUAAGUUCGGAGGUUAACAACCUAAACAGCUCAGGUUCGGAUCCCCGUAAAAACGUUGACAGGGGUACCACUGUCGAUAUUUAUUGCUCAACAUGGAAAAAACAUGAGGGGUAACUCUGUCGGAUUUUAUCGGACGUCGUGAAAUAAACAUAAGGGGUAGCGUUUUUAUCAAAUGAAACAUAAUGGGUAACACUGUUGUCUUUGUCAAAUAAAAUAUAAGGGGUAACACUGUCGUAAUUUAUUGGUCGUAAUGAAAAAAAACAUAUUCAAAAAAAGAAGAAAAUUGGCGUUCUCAAAUAAAAUAUAAGGGGUAUCACUGAUGUUUUUCAUCAGUCAUCAUGGGAAAAAAAACACAAGGGGUAACACUGUCGAUAUUUAUCAAAUAAAACAUAGGGGGUAACACUGUUGUUUUUCUUUGGUCGUCAUGAAAAAAAACACAAGGGGUAACACUGACGUUUUUAUCAAAUGAAACAUGAGGGGUAACACUGUCGUUUUUAUCAAAUGAAACAUAAGGGGUAACACUCGUUUUUUAUCGGCCGUCAUGAAAAAAACAUAAGGGGUAACACUGUCGAUAUUUAUCCAUUAAAACAUAGGGGGUAACACUGUCGUUUUCAUCAAAUGAAACAUGAGGGGUGACACUGUCGUCUUUUAUUGGUCAACAUGGAAAAAACAUGAGGGGUACCUCUGUCGUUUUUUAUCGGCCGUCAAGAAAUAAACAUAAGGGGUAACACUGUCGAUAUAUAUCAAAUAAAACAUAGGGGGUAACACUGUGGUUUUUCUUUGGUCAUGAAAAAAAACAUAAGGGUUGAAAAAAAGCAUAACUGUUGUUUUUUAUUGGUCGUCAUGAAAAAAAACAUAAUAGGUAACUUUGUUGUCUUUGUCAAAUAAAAUAUAAGGGGUAACACUGUCGUAUUUUAUUGGUCGUAAUGAAAAAAAACAUAAGGGGUAACACUGUCGAUAUUUAUCAAAUAAAACAUAGGGGGUAACACUGUUGUUUUUUAUUGGUCGUCAUGAAAAAAAACAUAAGGGUUGAAAAAAACCAGAACUGUUGUUUUUUAUUGGUCGUCAUGAAAAAAAAAAUAAGGGGUUACACUGUUGUUUUUUAUUGGUCG
Gadus chalcogrammus (walleye pollock) is the source of this 7111-nucleotide messenger RNA. RefSeq names its product progesterone receptor-like. NCBI's taxonomy places the organism in Eukaryota, Metazoa, Chordata, Actinopteri, Gadiformes, Gadidae. The record is from RefSeq and is a predicted model, not a curated record. The coding region runs from base 313 to 2469 and encodes 718 amino acids. Gene Ontology annotation, molecular function: zinc ion binding; sequence-specific DNA binding; DNA-binding transcription factor activity. Gene Ontology annotation, biological process: male gonad development; regulation of DNA-templated transcription. The transcript is spliced from 9 exons.